Molecule: messenger RNA, 2613 nt
Organism: Vitrella brassicaformis
Lineage: Eukaryota; Vitrellaceae
Source: the annotation of a GenBank genome assembly
GGAGAAUAUCCCAGUGGAAUGAGCGAAAGCACUGCAUGAAGAGCACAGGAGUGGCGCCGUGAUGCUGUUUAAAGGUUUUUCCGAGUGAGAUCCGUCUCUAUCUGUCCUAGUGAGAUGGAGGCGGGCAAGGAGGCCGACAGCUCCUGCUCAGCGUCUUGUGUGGGAGCGGAGAGCGAGCACGGCGAGAGCGACGUGGUCAUCAUUGCCAAGUGGGGCAGCCGCGAAGUGGAGCUCAGCUUCACGCCCACCGACUUUGAGACCUUCACAGUCAGCGAUCUCAAGGGCAAGAUAUCGGAGGAGCUCACCAUCCCCAUGGACAGACAAGUGCAGUGGGCACACACAACGAACGAACGACACACAUGCACUGCACUGAAAGCCGUGUGUCUGCCUGUCUGUCUGGUUGUCUGUCUAUGUGAUAUAUGUGCAGAAGCUGCUGGGUGUGACCAAUUGCAACGGCAAGGCGCCGCAGGACGGCGACCUGCUGUCGUCGCUGAGCUUCAAGAAGACAUCGCCCAAGCUGUCGUUCAUGCUGAUGGGCACGCCCCUGGCGCAGACGUUCAUCGACCCCUCCAAGCGGGACGACCUGCCAGAGGUCGUCAACGAUCUCGCUUGGGAUUACGUGCCCACCGGUGGGUACACCGAGCCGAGCUGACACACACAGACAGAGAGGCAACAGACAAAGGGUGUGCAGAUGGAUGGAUGUGUGUGGUGGUUGUCUGUCUGUGUCACGCAGAGAACAACAUAUCGGAGAUCCGCAAUGACAUCCACUUGAGUCGCCUGCACAAGGCGAUAGAGAAGACCACCAUCACACUCAUCCAGCCCUUCAGGCCAAAACGCAAGCUGCUCGUUCUCGAUCUCGACUACACUGUCUUCGACUGCAAGUAACACACGCACUCACACACACACACUCAGACGGCUGCAUCUGUGUGCUUGGGCGUGUGUGUGCACUGCAGGGGCGACCCCCGUGCAAUCCAGGACGCCAAGCGGCCGUUUCUGGAUCACUUUAUGGAGACGGUUUACGCGCAUUACGACAUCGCCGUGUGGAGCCAGACCGAAUGGAAGUGGGUCGAGAUGAAGUGCACAGAGCUGGGCUUCCUGACCUCACCCAAAUACGCCGUCAACUUUGUCCUCGACAGGCACACACACACACACACACACGCAGAGAGAGAGAGAGAGAGAGAGCACAGGCGUACAUGAAACUCUCUCUCUCUCUGUCUGUGUGUAUGUCGGUCGGUCGUCAUAAUACUAGGUCCUCGAUGUUUUCGGUGUGCAGUCGUCAGAAGGACGGCACGAGCCGGACGCACGAGGUCAAGGCGCUGGAGAUCAUCUGGGCCAAGUUCCCCGACACCUGGGGGCCACACAACACCCUCCACGUCGACGACCUCAGCAGAAACUUCGCCAUGAACCCUAAGAACGGCAUCAAGGUCUCAUCUUACAAGUGAGCGGGCCACGGAGGGAGGGAGGGAGGGAGGGAGGGAGAGAGGGAGAGAGACCAACAGACAGACAGACAGACAGACAGGGAGCGAUGGACAAUCCCUCCCUCCCUCUCUCUGUCCGUGUGUGGGUGCCUGCAGGAUGUCGAAGCGCGGAAGCGACACCGAGUUGUACCAGCUGUCAGCGUAUCUCGCGCACGUGGCCUCCAUGCCCGACGUCUCGUCCAUCGACCACUCCAAAUGGAAACAAGUCGCCAAACAGCUGCAGGACGCCUUCACCUACGGAGCCGCCGCAGCCAACGGGCAAUAGCGGACCCACCAUCUGCAAGAAGGCAGUCAGGCUGGCUGGCGGGGUGGCCUUUUUUUCCUAUUGUUUUGUUUGCUCUGCUUCGCUUUGUUUGUUGUGUGUGUGUGUGGUGGGAGGGAAGGAGGAAACUGCUGGUGGAUCGGUGUGUACAGACAGCGAGGUGGGGUGGCCGGCCAGUGUGUUGCGUGUUGCUGAGUCCCAGCCAGACGCGAGUGUGAGCGCGGGCAGCACAUGGACGCGUGUGGGUGUCCGUGCUCGUACACAUCUGCUAGCGCGUCGGUGUGCGGGGGGGGGGUGUCUGUCGGCGUGUGUCUGUCUGUCUAUCGCAGCGAGUAAUCAGCAGUGCAUUCAAUUAGUGUGUGUGAGUGUGUGCAGUGAGUGCUAAUUGCUGUUGGUUGAGCGUCUGUCAAUAUACCCUCUCUCUAUAUAAUGGUCAAUUCCUUUGCACAUCUCAGAGAAGAGGGAGGACUUUCUGUGAGAGGAGAGGAUGGAUGGAUGGAUGGAUGGGUGUACCAUAACACACACACGUCUGCCUGUGUGUGUGUGUGUGUGUGUGUGAGAUGCUGUGUGUUGUGUGCUGUGUGCAUUUAGGCAUUGCCUGUGUGUGUGUGCCGCUGACUUUUGCAGACCGACAGACAGCGAGACGGGCGGAUGUGGCUCCGCUCGCUGGUUUUGGUUCGUGCGGUGCAGUACAUUACUUGUCUGUCUGUCUGCUGGUGUGUCCUUCCUUCCUUCAGGCGGGCACAUCCCCCUUUCUGACUGACUUAUGUGAUGUGUGUGGUCCUGUGUAUCGCUUUCUCUCACCCUACCCUCUCUGACGUCACACCACACCACACCCGCCAUCCACCACCGAAUUCGGAGCAUAGAUUAUCU